Molecule: messenger RNA, 5352 nt
Organism: Conger conger (European conger)
Lineage: Eukaryota; Metazoa; Chordata; Actinopteri; Anguilliformes; Congridae
Product: sorting nexin-8-like
Exons: 13
Coding region: 309-1895 (528 amino acids)
Biological process (GO): retrograde transport, endosome to Golgi
Molecular function (GO): phosphatidylinositol binding
Source: RefSeq, a predicted model, not a curated record
UUACGUGUGUAUCUCCUACAAUAUGAGCAACAUUAGGCUACUGGUAGCAUAUGGCAAAGAUAUGGGAUCAUUUAGUGUUAGAUAUAUAAUACAAUACCCAUAGAUGCAUAAUGCUAAUUAAAUAUUAGUUGAAACACACCGUGUUCGGCUACGAAAAUACUAGUUUAUUCUCAGUUCACGAUUAACCGAAACAUCAUCCAGGCGUUUCAACUCUGGGUACCGUCCUAUUGGCCAACUGUCGAACUAAGGAAUUUUCUCUUUCGGAAAUCACAUGGAGGUGCUGUAGCCCUCACAUGACAAUCUGAACUAUGGAAGGAGACAUCAAUGAAGGAUCGGUACCUCCCUACUACAGAGAGGUGUAUGAAGCACUAUGCGGUAAAAAAGAUGAACGGGUGCAGUUAGAGGUUUUUCAAAGAUUGCUUGGCAGCACUGAUCUUCCAAAUUCUAUGCAAAACCAGAUCGCAGAACAUGUGGAACAUAAGGGUGGGUCCCUGUCCAAGCUGUCCAUGUACAAAGCCCUGGCACUGAUCGCAUUGGCUCAGCAGGGGAAACAGCCCAGCCCGAAGCUUCUGGAGAACUACAUACAAGAGUUCCCCAAGCCCCAGCUUGGCGAGUUGAAGGACCUGCAGGCCUUGAGGAUGCAGCCUGCUCAGGAGAGCCCCCUGGUGGUGAGGCAGACUCUGGCGCAGCUGCUGGAGCGGGACUCUGUUCAGGUGGAGCUGAUUCCCGAGAAGAAGGGCCUGUUUCUGAAGCACGUGGAGUACCAGAUCACCAGUCAGCGUUUCAAAAUAUCCGUCUACCGCAGAUACAGUGAUUUUGAUGUUUUCCACGAGCUUUUGCUGCAGAGGUUUGCCUACAGAAUGGUGCCGGCGCUCCCGCCCAAAAGAAUGCUGAAAGGAGUCCUGACUUCCACCUCGGAGCGAGAGUUCAUCGAGGGCCGCAGACGCGCCCUGCGCAGGUUCAUUAACCUGGUGGCGCGCCAUCCCCUGUUCUCCGCCGACGAACUGGCCAAGACCUUCCUCACCUUCAGUGGCUCGGAUGUUCAGAACAAACUGAGAGAGGCUUUUAGGAAAGCCGGGGAUGAGUUUAUGACAUGUAAAAUUGCCACGCAAGCUAAGGAGUACCUCCCAGCAGAUAUCCAGGCACAGUUUGCCUCCAGCAGGGAGCUGAUCCGGAACAUUCUAAACAGCUUCCAGAAGCUACGGGACCGAGCGGAGAACAUGGCCAAACGCUCCAAGGAGAAUGCCACAGACCUUCUAAUGUUUGGAAGGGAGCUGAGCACGGUGGGUUCAGACACGUCCCCGCUCCCUGCCCUGGCCUCAGCGGACUGCACCUGGGGAACGCUCCGGCAGUCUCUGAAGGGCCUGUCCGUGGAGUUCGCCUUGCUGGCAGACAAGGCAGCUGAACAGGGGAGAAGAGAGGAAGAUGACGUGGUGGAGAAGCUGAACCUUUUCUUGGAUCUGCUGCAGUCCUACAAAGACCUGUGUGAGCGUCAUGAGAAGGGCGUGCUGCACGAGCACCAGCGGGCGCUGCAGAAGUACAGCGUGAUGAAGAGGCAGAUGAUGAGUGCCACCGUGCAGCCCAAGGAGCAGGUGUCUGUGGAGCAGCUGGAGUCCCGCAUAGUGCAGCAGGAGAAUGCCAUCCUGACCAUGGAGCUGAGGAACUACUUCUCCCUCUUCUGCCUGCACCAGGAGACCCAGCUCAUCUUCACCUACCUGCCCAUCACCUCCCACAUCCUCGGAGCCUUCGUCAACUCCCAGAUCCAAGGGCACAAAGAGAUGGGUGCAGUAUGGAACGAUCUUCACCCAAAGCUGAGUUGUCUUUUUGGGGCCAACAACGGCUUACCCUCUCCUCUCCUCUCACCUCAGAGAGCGGUCAGCUUUUCUCCUCAUUAAGCUGGUAAAGACAAGAGACGCUUUCAUGUGCGUUGGGCUCCGCGUCUUCCGCAAUGGACGCUUCCUUUUGUCUUCAAACCCUGAAAUAAGCAGCUCGGAGCUCAGAAAAGAGCGCCACACGGUCCGUGUUUUAUCGAAUGUGCGACACACGACAGUAAAUAUUGGAAAUGCCCCACUGUUUCCGUCGGGAGUUCAUGAAAUGAGGGAUGUCUGUGUUGGGCUGGUCAUUGGAGCCUCAUGCGUGUCGCUGGCAGGGGGAGGGAGAGGGGGGUAGGGGACGGAGAUGGAUGGCUCUGGGCCAUGUGUGACAGCUGCACUACUAAUGAUGCCUUGUCCCUCGUCCUGAACACAAACAAUGGAUGUGCUCUACAGGGCACUUUCAUACAACAAGUAAACGUACAGUUUUGCAAUACUACAGGCUCCCUGGGCAUACUGUAUUUCUGAGCCACAAAUAGUAAAAAAGGAAAAAAAAAAAAAAAAAGGCGCACAUGAUACGGAAAGUUUAUAUACAGUUUUAUCUUGCCGUUUUUUGACGUGUUAUUUGCUUAUUUGAAGGGGGUAGAAUGUACUGUAUAUAGCUCAUUGAUAUACAGUACAGAGGAUUUGUUUGUCCUCUGCAAACUGGAUUAUCUCACAGAGUAAGUGUUAUUCUUAUUGACUAAUCUCAUUGUAAUAAAUCCUAAUAGAGAGCAGGGGAUUUUAUGGGCAUUAUCAGAACCAUACUCGUAUGUCUUUGAUUUAUCAUUCCUAAACGUGCAUUUCUUUUAAUGUCCUGUGGUAGCUGUAGAGUAUGCGCUGCCUGUCUACAAACCCUUUUGAGCAAGGCAAGAACAUUAUUUUGUCGUGUUGUUGUAAAUGACAGUGUUAACACAACAUUACAGCCGAAACAAAACUAGAAUUUGCUCUAGCGGUUUCUGGCUGAAUUGACUGCCCAUGCUUGUGUAUAUUUAGGCAUAUAUUUAUUCACAGUCAGCCCCAACAAAGUUGUGGCACAGUACUGCUUCUGAAAAAAAAAAAAAAAAUGAAAAAAGUAAGUCAUGGUUAACCAUACCUCUCCACAAACUUUGUGUGCGCAAACUGCACUUUUGCAACAGUCCUGUUCAAUUCCAUUUGGGGAACUGAGAGAAUUGUUGGAACCCUGUUCUAUGAUUUAAAAAAGUUUUAAAGAAGGUGACUGAAAGCCAGAGGAUGGCAGACAAAUCAGCCCUUAAAAAUUAUUUCAGGGUAUGAAACAGUUUAGAAUGAUUUUAUGUUUUUUGUUUGUACCAUACUAAUAAAUUCAAGAUCUAUUUUUGUAUAUAUAUUGUAGAUUUGGAAAUAUAAUUUCUUUGAUAAUUUCAGCAAACCCAUCCAGAUGUAUUGGCCUGUUUUGAAGUGCUAUUGAUUACUUUUCUACUCUAAAUUGUUAAUGAUAUUUUGUACAGCUGCAGUGUCCCCAGUUUAUCAAAUUGAAUUCAACCUGAAUCCCUUUUCAGUCAGUUGAAACCUAUACUUGAUUUGGAAGGGAAAUUACUUUUUUGAUGGUCAAAACCAUUGGGAUUGUUAUCAGUGUUUCAUUUGUAACUAUGUGCCACUGAUUUUCUCGUCUUCAUAACUGUGAAAAGCCUCGUUAUGCGUUUUGGUGAGUCAUGAAUUCAUAUUUGACUUAACUGAACCUCUUGUAGCGCUUUUAUAGUGUACAUUUUAUUCACAUAAUAUCUGAGAUUUAUGUAUCUGGAAGAAUACCAAACUAUUGUCAGUUUGGGGCAGAAAGUCAACUGUGAAAAUGCCAAAGAAACUAGACAUUUAACUAACAGUUCUGCAUACAGUGUUUAAUACCCAGUUUAUGUGGAAGGCAUACAUCAGCAGCAUGUCUUGUUGGAGGUGAAGGAAAUUAAUUCAGGAAAGAUUGUUGCUAAAUAAAUUUGGAGUGUGUCACUACCCGAUUGGGACAUUAAUGAGCUGACAAUGUGCACAUUGUUUACUGAAUUUUCUAGUCACUAAAUUUCAGUUGAACUUAUGAAGAGAUACACUCACAAGCACUUUAUUAGAGGAAUUACACCUAUUACAGUAUUACACCUACUUAUUCAUGUGAUUAUCUAAUCAGCCAAUUGUGUGGCAGCAGUGCAAUGCAUACAAUCCUGUAGAUACGGGCCAGGAGCUUCAGUUAAUGUCCACAUCAACCACGUUGUGAUCAGAAUGGGGAAAAAAUGUGAUCUAAGUGACUUUGACCGUGGAAUGACUGUUGGUGACAGACAGGGUGGUUUAAGUAUCUCAGAAACUGCUGAUCUCUUGGUCUUUUCACACACACUAGUCUCUAGAGUUUGCAAAGAAUGUUGGAAAAAAAAAUGCAUACAGAAAUGCCUUGUUAAUGAGAGGUGUCAGAAGAGAAUUGCCAGACUGGUCGAAGCUGACAGGAAGGUGACCAUAACGCAAAUAACCACACAUUACAGCAGUGGAAUCUCUGAACACAUGACACAUCAUAACUGGAUAGGCUACAGCAGUAGAAGUCUAAAAAAUAAGUCUAAUAAAUACCUAAUAAAGUGUUCGGUGAGUGUAUAUGUAUCCAUAAUGGUAUGCCUGUUUGUAGCUCUGUCAAGUUGUUGGUUUCUAUGUUUUUUGUUUGCUCUACAAUUCUAUAGUCUUUGAAACAUGUUUUAGUUGCAUUCUUCACUCAUUUCACAUCAUUUAGAAGUGAAAAGGAUGUGGUCAUUGUCAGGGAUGUGCAGUUUUUCUGUUCAUGACUAUUCUAGUAUACCUCUUUGAAGGUACAUGACAGAUCUUUGCCUUAAAGUUUUUCAUAAUAUAUUUUUGCUGUAAAACGUUCUUUACAAUAUCCAGUGCUUCAGCUUGGAACAAUUUAAUUGCAAUAUUUUGUCAUUUUUAUCUAGUGCCUUUUAGUUUCCACUGAAAAUUCACAAUUGAAAAAGUCUGCAAUCCUAGCAGCACAGCAGAGUUUUUAUUCAUGGCUGAUGAUGAAGUGUUUUUUUUCUCUUAAGCUCAAGAACCCCCUCUGUUGGUGUAACAGGCACAAUGCACAUAUCAUUAUUUAGCCAAAACACUAACAUCAAUUUUUUCAACUAACAUAGACACUGCACACUAAGCUUAAUCUGUGUCUGUGAAACCAGACCAAGGUGUAUUUGCACUCCACUGUGUUGAAGGUCCAACAUGUAGAAACAUGCAUUUUACCACUGAUGUAUGUGCCAUGUCAUGAAAUUGAGUCAUGAGUUAUUUUGUAAAGCAUAAAAGUAUAUAAAGAUGACAUGUAUAACAGACAAUAGAAGUCUGUAAGUGUUUUCAUUUGAAGCCAAGUGAAAGUAUAACAUGACACAAUGCACAAUAAAAGUGUAAUGGUUGAGUAAAUCAUUUGUUUCAGUUGUAUCUUGAUAUUCCCAUCUCAAAUGUCUUGGAAACAGCUGUUGCUAAAACUCAAACCAUAUCUUUGUAUUACAAAUGAAUAAAUUGUACGUAUCAUUUA